AUGUAUGGCUUCACCAUUCUCACCGCCGUGGGCACCGGUCUCACGUUGCAGAUUGGCUGCGCAGUCUCCAGUUUGGAAGCUCCAGGGCAAGAGAGUGAAACGCUCACUUUGCAGAGCUAUGCCCAGAUCAGCGGGUCCGUCUUCGCUCUCGUCAUCGCGGGCCAGGUCUUCCAGUCUUACUCGGUUCGGGGCCUCACCAAGGUGCUGGCGGGCACAGAAUUCACAAAAGCAGAUAUUCAGAGCAUUGUGGCUGGUACUCGGAGCCUUUUGUUUCAGGGACUGGACCAGCGCUCAAAGACAGCGCUACAUUUGUCAUAUAUCAACGCUAUCCAAAGAGUCUUCAUCUCGGUCUGCGUGAGGGGCGCAUUCACAUCCUUUAGAGGGGAAGCUCCGUAUAUUGCUCACUUAGAUCUCGGUGGAAAUUUGAUCUUGUACAGAGCGUCAAUAAUUGCUAUUCAUGGAAAAAUAGAAGAACUAUUUAGAUAA
Talaromyces stipitatus ATCC 10500 is the source of this 486-nucleotide messenger RNA. RefSeq lists its product as uncharacterized. Bases 1 to 486 code for a protein of 161 amino acids. Lineage: Eukaryota; Fungi; Ascomycota; Eurotiomycetes; Eurotiales; Trichocomaceae. The record is from RefSeq and is a predicted model, not a curated record. The transcript is spliced from 2 exons.